Messenger RNA from Hylaeus volcanicus, 1872 nucleotides. RefSeq lists its product as uncharacterized. The transcript is spliced from 9 exons. The record is from RefSeq and is a predicted model, not a curated record. NCBI's taxonomy places the organism in Eukaryota, Metazoa, Arthropoda, Insecta, Hymenoptera, Colletidae. The coding region runs from base 248 to 1825 and encodes 525 amino acids.
AUUCCUUAUAUUUCUUUAAGCCCAAACUACAAAAUAACAUCUUUAAUUUUCUUAACAACAUUUAAACAAACUUUUUUUUUUAAAGUUAUAAAUUAAUUUUUAUUUUGACUUGUGAUAUAUUUCCUCAACAAAAAAAAAUAAGCGUUCUUAAUUUUCGAUUUUUUUUAAUUAAAAUCUACUCGAUAACUCAGCUUUACUUUCUAACAAAACUAAACUUUAAAAUAAUAAAAUUAUUACCAUUAUAACUAUGUAUUUUUCAAUUAUCUUUCUUGUAUUUUUAUUAAACUGCAUUUGUAAUAAGGAAAGUUUCUACGUAUUUGCAGAUUAUGAGGAAUUGAUGUCAAUUAUUCAAGGAGAGGAGGUAAUAGAAAAAAUGACUAUGUAUUUUAGUGACGCUUCCGUACGAAACCCUAAAUCACCUUUUAAUAUAUUAACUUUAGACGGCAGAUCUAUACAGCCAAAUCAGAAGUUGGAAUACUUAAGCGCAGAUAAACUUUACGCACCAAAAAAAGAGAAAUUAGAAGCAUUUUGGCAAAACUUUAUGUUGCAUCAUAAAUUAUCUCAAGUGACGGAAGAUACAUUAAUUCUUCCUGGGCAGCCUGGGAUGGUUUUAGCGUUGGUUUUUUAUCACGUUAUGUGUGAAGCGUUCAGUCUUUCUGAAAAAUUAAAAAGUUUUUCAACGGACGACCAAGACGUUUAUUUUCAUGCUCUCAAGCAGAUGUACAAUGAUAAUACUAUGUUUGUAAAUAGUCACAAAAAAAUUAUAGCGUAUCCUAUACCAACGAUUUGUUUCAUGGGAACAGUAUUUUUGUUGGUUGACCCUGUGUCUCGAAAAACAGUGAAUAAUAUUGAAGGGGCACCAAGAAGUAGUGGAACGUCUUUUUCGUUAGACAAUUGUUUUGACGAAAAAAUGAAAACACCUAUUAAAAACUAUAUAGAGAGUAUUAAGGAAUCAAAAUCAACUUGUUCCCAAAUCCUUACACGUGAUCUUCACUUUUCGUUUGAUUACAUAGACACAGCCACGGGCAAUGUAAGAGAGAAAGUAGAGAUAAUGGAGAAUUUGAUCCGGUCUGGCAAAAGCUAUCGUUCUAAACUGUAUUCAAUUUUGCGAAAUCACAAAGAAAGAAGUGUUUUCGAUUUUGCUGAUGAACUUGUCAGACGCGAAGCUGCCAAAAAAAACUAUGAUAAACUUAAAACAAAUGACAAUCAAAAAGAUACAAAAAAAGUAAAUAUUCUACAAAAAAUUAUGUUAUCGCCGUUGGGAAAAAGAAAAUUCAAAAAAGAUGUCUUUGACAAGAAGACAAAAACUGAAGAUAAUGCGAAGACCGAUUUUUUAAAUAAAAAAAAGGAUUCUUACACUGAAAGUGAUAUAACGAGUUUUGGUCCUUCUUCCAAUGGUUUAUCUGAGUUUUCUUCUAAAUCCGGCAACUUGAUCUCUGCAAAAGACCCCAAACAGAUAACCGAAAUUUCACAGCCCUCAAAUAAUCUAGAGAAUAAAGGACUAUUCCAACGAAUACGCGAUUACGUUGGAAAACCAAAUGAACCGAAAAAUCAUAAUAACAUUUUGAACUCAAUAAAAAAGGACUCACAUAAACCGACUUUCUACUAUGAUUUAGAUUCCACACUCCCUGACUAUUCAAAAUCAGAAGAUAGAAGUGUGCAGCCAGCCUCUGACCUAAAAACGGCUGAAGCGGCAGACGAGACCGAAUCUACUUUUUCAAGAUUGAAGAAUACGGGAAAAAUAGGUAUUGUAUCCCCUCAUCGUGAAGCUUUAAUUAAAGAGUUAAAAGAAUUUCAGUUGAAAAAAGCCAGCGUUUCUGACUAGAGAAAUUUAACUUCCAAGAAUACUUUUAAACUACCCUGUAAUGCAAA